CUCACAGCAUCAGUGAAUUUUAAGAGCCAUGGCUGAAGAAAAACAAAUUUUUUAUCCAUUGAAGAUUGUGAAAUGCUUGGUCAGUAGUUUUAUUGAUGGUGUAAUUGAUGACCUUAUAGAGAAGGAUGUUUUGAGUCCAAAUGAAGUGAAGAAUUUAGAAAAAGAAUUUACUACAAUUAUGGACCAGAGUGAAGGCCUGGUUAAUACAGUGGAUGACAUAAUUCAAGGAAGCAAAAUUAUUAUGAAAAAAAUGUUACUUUCCCCUCUACAAGCAAAUUCAGGAAAUGAAAGAGAAGACAAAGCUUUGGUUUCUUUCAAGAAGUCAGAAACAAUGGACCACAUUUUAUCAGUCCUUCAGACCAUAUGUAAUUCUCCAGGAUCCUUCCAAAAUUUCCGAAAGAAACUCAGCAGCACCAUCGUUCAAUUCUUUAAGAAGCUUGAUUCUAAUGCAAUACAGGCUACUGCACCCCCAAACCAGAUUAAGCUUUGCCGACCAGAUUUCUACCAUGGGCUGAAGGAAGCAAAGGAGGGAGAGAUUUAUCCAGUCAUGGAGAAGGGUAACCGUGCACGUCUAGCCCUCAUCAUAUGUAAUAUUAUGUUUGACUACCUUGAUGAACGACAUGGGGCUCACCUUGACAUUUGGGGAAUGUGGAAACUACUUGAAAACCUUGGUUAUAGUGUGGUUGUCAAAACAAACCUUACAGCUCAGGAAAUGGAGUCAGUGUUAAAGGAGUUUGCAGAUCGCCCAGAACAUUGGUCCUCCGACAGCACCUUCCUGGUGUUCAUGUCUCAUGGCAUGUUGAAUGGUAUCUGUGGUAGAACACAUACAAAGCAAGAACCAGACCUGCUAGCUACAGAUACUAUAUUCCAAAUUUUUAAUGAUGCCAGCUGCCCUAGUUUAAAAGGCAAACCCAAGGUCAUCAUUAUCCAAGCAUGCCGAGGGGAGAAACUUGGAAUCACAUAUGUGAUGGAUACAUCAGAGACUUCUGCAGACACACCCAAACAACCCUUACAAGACUGCACAAGGAGUAAUUCACUGAUACAGAAAUACAUGGAGAAAGAUUUCAUUUCAUUUUGUUCUACAACUCCACAUAAUGUUUCUUGGAGAGUUGACAUAAUGGGUUCUGUCUUCAUCAAUGAACUCAUUUACUGCUUCCAACAAUAUGCCUGGUGCUGUCACCUUGAGGAAGUUUUCCGCAAGGUCCAGAAAUCAUUUGAGAUUCCAAAGACCCUUGUUCAGAUGCCCACCAUUGAAAGGCUGUCCAUGUCAAGAUAUUUUUACCUCUUUCCAGGAAUAUAAAAGCAACAAUAGCAAUAAUUAACAGCAAUUCAGGUAAAUUAUUCCAAGGUGAUAAUAUGCUUUAUAGUCCUGAAGAAUUUAUUAUAUUCAGCAGAACAUUUACAAAUGCAGAAUGUUUUUCAAACCUGUGUUAUCAUUACCAUACUAUUAAAAUGGCCAUUUCCACCUCUAUUCUUUUGCUUUUCCUUUUCUCCUCAAUUACUGAAAUGUUCGGUUCAAGGAGAACCCAUUUCCAAAUCCUAUCUUAAAAUGCAUACCUUCCAAGCAGUAAAGUCUGGUAAUUUUAACUCCCAUUUGUAUUUUUUUUUCUGGUACCUAAAAACCCUUAUUGUUUACAAUAUGUUUUGUGGAAUUUGAUAAAAGUCUGCUAUGUUUUACUUUUAAAUUGUUUUAUCUGACUAUGCCUUAGAUUUCCUUGUAUAUUUCUAGCUUCUUUUGGUCAGUGAUAAUGCUUUCUUCCUCUUUUGUAAUCUUUGCAUUUCUUAUCACAGUGUUGGGCACAAGAUAGGUUUUUAGAUAAUAGGGAAUUCCGAUACUGGAUGAAAUAAACUAUGUAAUACAUAAAAUACCUGGAAUUUAACCUAUCAAGACACAAAUGCAAGAUUGACAUAAAUACAAAUA
Dromiciops gliroides (monito del monte) is the source of this 1921-nucleotide messenger RNA. RefSeq names its product caspase-12-like. Gene Ontology annotation, molecular function: cysteine-type endopeptidase activity. The transcript has 11 exons. Lineage: Eukaryota; Metazoa; Chordata; Mammalia; Microbiotheria; Microbiotheriidae. The record is from RefSeq and is a predicted model, not a curated record. The coding region runs from base 29 to 1300 and encodes 423 amino acids. Gene Ontology annotation, biological process: regulation of apoptotic process; proteolysis.